This is a messenger RNA of Spodoptera frugiperda (fall armyworm), 1299 nucleotides long. It is a transcript of the gene CHOp24, whose product is annotated as transmembrane emp24 domain-containing protein 2. The record is from RefSeq and is a predicted model, not a curated record. The transcript is spliced from 4 exons. Gene Ontology annotation, biological process: endoplasmic reticulum to Golgi vesicle-mediated transport; intracellular protein transport; Golgi organization. Bases 99 to 722 code for a protein of 207 amino acids. Gene Ontology annotation, cellular component: Golgi apparatus; COPII-coated ER to Golgi transport vesicle; endoplasmic reticulum. NCBI's taxonomy places the organism in Eukaryota, Metazoa, Arthropoda, Insecta, Lepidoptera, Noctuidae.
UUGUCAAAUUACGUGGCUUUCACGUAGGGAAAACAAGCGUAUGUUCUGCUUUUGAGUUAAAGUUAUAUUUUAGGGCAAAUUAUUUUCUAUUUAACAAAAUGAAAAGUUCGUGGAGAUCGCUUGGUUUCACCGUAUUAUUAGCGGCAACAAUACUGCACACAGGAAACUGUUAUACCAUCACAGUCGAUGCCCAUGCCGAGGAGUGCUUUUUCGAAAAUGUUGAGGCAGAUACUAAAAUGGGUCUGACAUUUGAAAUAGCAGAAGGUGGUUUCCUAGACAUAGACGUAACAAUCACAGGGCCUGAUGGUGCCGUGAUAUACAAGGGAGAGAGGGAAUCAUCAGGAAUGUACACAUUCUCAGCCCCCACUUCUGGCAGAUACACCUACUGCUUCAGUAAUAAGAUGUCCACCAUGACACCUAAGGUUGUGAUGUUCAACUUGGAGAUAGGAGUGGCUCCUCAAGGCCAGCCCGCCGGCAAGGAGGAGGAUGUGAACCACAACAAGCUGGAGGACAUGAUCAAGGAGCUGGCCACCACACUCAAAACUGUCAAACAUGAACAAGAGUACAUGCAGGUCCGCGACCGCAUUCACCGCGCGAUCAACGAAAGCACAAACUCCAGAGUUGUGAUGUGGUCCAUAUUCGAGGCUUCCGUCCUCCUCGUCAUGACCCUAGGACAGGUUUACUACCUCAAGAGGUUCUUUGAAGUCCAGCGCGUGGUGUAACAAGUUCACUGUUUCUACAAGUUUCUACCAAACUAUAGAAAUUUGUAGUUACAGACAGGUUCAGAAAGGAUAUAUUUCAUCUAUAAGUCAGUAUCACGCUCCAUCACAUCAAACCAGUUACAAUAAAUAUUUCAUGUUAAUUAUACUUAUUGAGAAAUAUAUCCAAUAUUUUAUUUAAGUCUCACUCCCAGAUGUUUGCUUUAUGUGUCUGUUAUUAAAAUGUGAUAUAGAUUCAUCUGUACAAAUAAUAUAUUGUCAUAUGCUGAAUAUUAUAAUGAAUUAUUGUUGUUAAUACUUUGAAUCGAAAUAAAAAUGACUAUUAGUUCGUGUCGACGGGUGCGCGAUGCGCCCACGUCCCGUUGGCGCGGACUAUGGUUGCCCCACGUAACAUUACAUGUCAUGUCCACAUAACACUCGUCACCCGUGCUCACAUACACGCGCGAUCUAUUUAUAAAGCACAUAUGAUGGGAGAGAGACUGAGAGUGGAUUCUUCGCGAUCUGAGUGUGAUUGGGUCAGUGUGCAGUGUUGUAUGUAGUUACGCAUUUGGUGACUAAAUAAAUUAAUAUUGUUUGUAAA